AUUAGGAUUAUUUAUCUUUUUUCCACCUCUAGCUACAUAUUUCUCGGAGUAAAAGAUUAAAAAAUAAAACAAAGCAACCCGCCGCAAGUUAAAAUGGAAGUGUGUUAACAACUAUCUGCUUUGAGGGCAAUCCUGCUCGUAACUACUUGUAACUCCCCUUGGUCCUGCAGCAUGCCGCUCAUCGAAGUGGGCUCCUCCGCCGCUCCCGGCGGAGUUUAUCCGGAAAAUGGCACCAAGCAGCUCCACACCAAAACCACACAGAGCCUGGCCAAGCCGGAGGCCAGCUUCAAUUCCGAACCGGCGGCGGCAGCGGGAUCGCUGCUCUCUCUGUUCAACUUGCAGGGCCAAAAGUGGCAGCAGGUCUUUGACUUGGACAAGGUCAUCAAGCAGCUGCGAACGGCGGAGAAGACAUAUUUGAGGGGUGGGAAGAACUCCAGCACUGCUGCUGCUGCUGCAGCCGCUGCCGCCGCAGGAGGGGGAGAUCAGCAACAGCAGGCGAAGGUGCAGGUGCAGCGCCUGCAGUCGGCGGACAUGGCUUACUAUGACUUGGUGCCAAAGCUGGCCUCGCGGGAUAUAGUGCUCUGCGGAUCCUGUUCGGGCAGCUACACGAAGGCAGGGUUCCAGCAUCACAUUGCGCUGCAGCAUCCCAGCGUUUGGGAGGCCACAUCCAGCAAGGUCGUCAGCCCCAAUGGAAAUCAUGCCAUUGCCGGGGCGGGCGGCGGCGACGCGCGUCUCACUGCCACGGAGAGUCACAACAGCCAGGAGGCUGGCGGAGUAGGAGGCAGCCUUGUGGCCCACUCGCCCACGGACACGCUGCUGUCUGCCUCAACCCUGUCUAGCUGUUCCAAUGGAUCGAGCAGCUCGGCCUCGCUCCAGCAUCCAGCUGGCACCUCAUCGUCCUCGUCCUCUUCGUCGCGCCACAAGAGCAGCAGCAGCAAGAGUAGCAGUUCCUCCUCCUCCAAGGGCAGCAGCGGCGGCGGCGGCGGUACCUCCUCUUCCUCCGGUGGUAGUCGGUCACGCUCCAAGUCAUCGAAAAAUCGGCACCACUCGUCACCGGCACCGGCGGCAGCGGAGCACAAGGAGUCCAAGGGAUCGAAAAAGAGCGGGGGCAGCAGUGCCAUAGCAGCUCCUCCAAUUGUGGCCGCUGUCAAGGAGGAACCUCCAGCUGCAGCCACUGCCCCUGCCAUUACAGUCUUCUCCUCUUCCAGCAACUCAUCCUGCAGUCUACCGCCUACGCCCGCCGCCGUGGCUGCCAGCGAUUUGGGGACGGGUCUGGGGGUCAAUAGCUACUCACCUGCAGAGGCGGAAAAGCUGCCCGAGCUGCAGCCAAGGAAAAAGCUAAAGGGCUCCAGCGACCAUCGAACAAAAGCGGAAAGGGAGAAGAAUAAAGAGAAAGCCUUGGUGAAUCCUUACGAGCAACAGCAGCAGGUGCUCAGCGAGCUAGACCAGGCUGUCUCCUCCAUCACAGCGGGUGCUCUAGUCGAGCAGCAGCAGGUGGUGGCGCCGAAUGAGGAUGAUGAACUGCCUCUGCCCAACACCUCCGACGAGAACUCCAUUUCCCAGACUCUCGACGAGAUGCUGGACAGCAAGCUGAUCAACGAGAUCCUCAACAACUUUGAUGAGAGCGCCUUGGACACAUCCCAACAACAACAGCAACAGCAGCAGCAGCCGUCGCAAAAUGGAAAUCCUCUGCCGCAUCCCGCUCAGGCCACCAAAAGACUGCGCUUUGAGGACGCCACCGACACGGGCGAGGGCUAUGCCAGCUAUCCGCAGGUCUAUGCGGCGGCCGCGGAGGAGGAAGACCAGCAGCAGGAGCUGACCACCAUUGAUGCAAUGCAGCUGCAGCAGCUGAUAUAUCAGCAGCAGCAAAUGCUGGAUCAGCAGCAACAGCAGGAGCAGCAGCAGCAGCAGGAUCAGAAGCUGCUGCAGGAUCAGGAGCAGCAGCGCCAGUUCAGCGUCUACAAUGUGCAAUCGUUGACGGACGAGGCUUUGGCCCAUCCCCAGCAACAGCAGCAGCAGCUGGAGGAGCACAUGAUCCUGCCCAGCAUCAUAUACGAGAUCAGCGACUCGAAUCCCGUCUCGAUGCUGGAGCAGCAAAAGGUCAUAGCCGAGUUCCUAACUCAGGCCGGUUACGAGAACGUGGAUGUGAAUGUCCUGGCCCAGACGGCGGGCACCGGCAUGGAGUCGGCUACCAGCCACAACCACUUGGCGGAUGAGCUGAGCGACUUUGAGUUCAGCAAACUGGAGACUGUUAGCGACACCGUUAAGACUGUUAAGCUGGAGGCCACCACCGGCGGCCCAACCAGCCAGCCUCCUCAGGUCAACCAUCAUCACCACCACCACCACUCAUCGCUGGAGGACAGCUUCUUCAAUGUGAUGCUGUACUCGGGCUCACCGCGACCCCUGGCGCUGAACACCUUCGGCAUGGUCAAGCUGCCCCAGGGUCUGGGUGUCACCUUCCGCAAGAAUCUGCUGACCACGCGGAAGGCCAACAACAGUUUGCUCUCCCUGACGGGCGGCAGUCACCUCGGAGUAGUUGGCCAGCUGGCAAGACCCCCGCCGCCGCCGGCAUCCAACACAUCCUCGCCACUAAGCAAUGGCUUGCCGGCCAAGAACUCUUCGGCUGGGAGGACCAUUUAUGCCCAGAGAUCGAGCGUGAUUGCCCAGGAUCGGUUGCGAUGCAAUAAGAGGGCGCUCCUGGCGCCAGUGGGUAAGAUCGGAGAAGGGGGGCCCAUGACGCCCAAGCGCCUGAAUGAGCUGCUAAUGGGUAAGCAGGUGAAGAAGGAGGCGGCGGAGAGGGAGAGCGAGGAGGCAGAUCAGCAGGAGGAGGACAGCAGCAAGCAGCUCACCCACAGCUUCUACGAGAAGCGUCGCCGCCUGCUCCGCCCGCUCCAGAGCCACCACAAUGCCAGCCAAAGUUAUAGCCACAGCCACUCGCCACAGCAGCAGCAGCAGCAUCUCCUGAAGAAGCAGCUCCUGCGCACCCUGUCCGAUGGCAGCAGCAACAUGAACAUCAGCCACACUCCCAGCGCCAACAGCAGCAGCAGUAAUCCCCCCUGGAAGGGAAACAGCUCCAGCUCCAAUCCGGGAGGCAGCAACUCCAGCUCCACUCCAACCAGCAGCGACUUGAUGCGCGUCUUUGUCGGAUCUUAGUCCCUGAGACUCGCUGGCAUGCACGCAACCCCAAUUAUACAUAAAAACAAUCGAUUUUAAGUUUAGUUUUUUUAAAUCUAUUUUAAAUUAAUUAUAAAUAUGAUUUUUUCAUUUUUUUCAAGUGAUAAUUAGUUACCGAUUACUUAGUUGAUUGUAUGUAGUUUUCCCGUUUAGUCUACGCACUAAGUUUAGUUUAAAAAUACGUAUUUUACGGAUAUAUAUUAUUUCUGUAAUGCAUUAUUUAUAAAACGCUGUAUACUUUUAAAAAAUAAUACAAGAGCAUGCCUAAGUUCAAUAUAA
This is a messenger RNA of Drosophila kikkawai, 3453 nucleotides long. It is a transcript of the gene Atxn7, whose product is annotated as Ataxin 7. NCBI's taxonomy places the organism in Eukaryota, Metazoa, Arthropoda, Insecta, Diptera, Drosophilidae. The record is from RefSeq and is a predicted model, not a curated record.